AUGAAGGGCCUAUCAUCUGGCUACGGAAUGUCUCAUCCCAACAUUGCAGUCAUAAAGUAUUGGGGAAAGGUAGAUGAAAUAAAGAACAUUCCCUCUAAUCCAUCUAUAUCCUUCCCUCUGACAAACUUCCUGACAGAGACUGUUGUUGAGCACUCUAUGGAAGACACCUUCUACCUAAACGGUGAAAUGCUUGCCAUUGGAGAAAGAAUGAACCGUGUUGUGAAGAUAUUCAGAGACAAAUCGGGUGACAGAAGACCGAUCUGCAUCAAAUCGUUUAACAACUUUGCCCAUUCGUGCGGGCUUGCAUCUUCGGCGUCUGGGUUUGCUGCAUUGACAUUGGCUCUGAACGACUUCUACAGUCUUGAGAUGCAAAAAGAAGAGCUAUGCACGAUUGCAAGAAUUGGUUCGGGAAGCGCUGGAAGAAGUAUAUCCCCAGAAAUUUGCCUGUUCAAUGGCGUUGCCGUCGAAAGGCUACCUCCCUGGCCCGAAAUAAGGAUUCUCUCCAUUAUCUUGUCGGAAGAUUGUAAGAAAGUAGGGAGUACAAAAGGAAUGAUAAGAACAGCAGACACAAGUAAUUUUUAUCGAGACAGGCUGCCCAGGAUGGAAGAAAGGGCAAACGCAAUGGCCCAAUACAUCUCUCAGAAGGAUUUCAGUGCGUUUGCUUACCUCACAAUGAGGGAGUCCAACGAACUCCAUGGCAUCCUCAUGGAGACGUAUCCUCCAAUCAGAUAUAUAAGAGAUGACGGAUUCCAAAUCAUUGAGAUGUGCCAUGAGUUCAACAGGGACGGCAUGAGGGUUGCAUACACCUUCGAUGCAGGCCCAAAUCCAUUUCUAAUAACCCUGCAGGAACAUCUUGAUGAAGUAAAGAACUUCUUCAGGUCCUACAAGCUGAUUCCUUGCAACUACUGA
This is a messenger RNA of Encephalitozoon hellem ATCC 50504, 909 nucleotides long. Its product is annotated as mevalonate pyrophosphate decarboxylase. The record is from RefSeq and is a predicted model, not a curated record. Lineage: Eukaryota; Fungi; Microsporidia; Unikaryonidae. Gene Ontology annotation, biological process: isoprenoid biosynthetic process; isopentenyl diphosphate biosynthetic process, mevalonate pathway. Gene Ontology annotation, cellular component: cytosol. Gene Ontology annotation, molecular function: diphosphomevalonate decarboxylase activity; ATP binding. The coding region runs from base 1 to 909 and encodes 302 amino acids. The transcript has a single exon.